CAUUGAUAAGGGUCUUGGUAAAAACGGGUUUCACGUGCUGUUCCUGAUGAGUCUGUUCGACAUUCGACCUUUUUCGUGGUGAAGUUGCAGUCUCAAAAUGCCGCCCAAGCAGCAACAGAAGGGGAAGGACUCCGGCAAGUCUAAGACCAGCCAGAAGAAGCCCACAUCAGGGGGAGGCAAGGCCAAGAAGAAGAAGUGGUCCAAGGGCAAAGUCCGCGACAAGCUCAACAACUUGAUCCUGUUUGACAAGGCAACGUACGACAAACUCUACAAAGAAGUCCCCAGCUACAAGCUGAUCACACCAUCGGUGGUCUCCGAGAGGCUUAAGAUCAGGGUGUCGCUAGCCCGAGCCGCGCUCAAAGAACUCCUUGCAAAGAAUAUGAUCAAGGAGGUAGAGAAGCACCACUCCCAGCUCAUCUACACCCGGAACACCAAAGGAGCCGACGAUUCUGCCGAGAAGUGAUUUCCAUCCCACCCUGCUUCGUAACCUGUGGACCCCCGCUCCAUACCCAGGGUCUUUUUAUCUCCUCGGAUACACUGGAACACCCCCCUAACCAUCAUCAUCAUCAUCGGCGGCCCUUUCAAGUUGUGGCGAUGGCAUUGCCCACAAGGCUCAGAUUUGAUCGUUGGGCAUCACUGCUCUUAGGCUCCUCAGUAAAUCAGACCCGAACGUCGGACGGACUUGAAAGUUUUUAACCUGCCCAAGAAAGAACGUUUCUGGAACUCUUGGGAUAAUAUAAGUCCUAGCCCUAUAAAACCCUAGCCUUAAUUGGCGCAAGUUGUUUUGUGUGAAAACUUAGAAAUAAAAACCCAUGUACUGGGAAUGUGGAUAAAGUA
This is a messenger RNA of Acanthaster planci (crown-of-thorns starfish), 837 nucleotides long. Its product is annotated as small ribosomal subunit protein eS25-like. The record is from RefSeq and is a predicted model, not a curated record. NCBI's taxonomy places the organism in Eukaryota, Metazoa, Echinodermata, Asteroidea, Valvatida, Acanthasteridae.